AUGGUACAGGAAAUUCCUUCCCAAGUGCCGGAAGAGCUGUACAAUCUGACUCAGCUGGCCGAGGUGUCGAUAGCGGCCGGUAAGCUGCAUACGGUCUCGGACGAAACCGAGCCAUCGGUGGCCCUGCCCGACUACCUGACGGAGCAGCAGCAGCAGCAACAGCAACAGUAUGUGCCCAAAGCGUACGAACCGAUGAUGUGCAACUUCGUCCAGUACGUUGACGCAGCGGGCCGGGUGGUUAUCGUCCCGUCGACCGAUUACUACGUGCCGCCGUCCUACCCGUACACCCUGAGCCACCAGCCAGCAUCGGUCAGCAUCCCGAUAGUGGUCAGCAUCCCAAGCAGCUCGGUACCCAGCGCUGCCACCGAGCCAAUCGUGGUAACGGCGAAUCCCAGAUCCAUACAUUCCCUAGCGCCCUCGAACGACCUUUCCACGAUGGCCACGAAGAAGAAGUGGACCAAAACGUGGGAGAUAAUCCACAGCCUGCAGAACUCCGAUGCGACGACGGACUCCGAUAUCCGUGCGCCACAGGAUACCGUUGCCGAUAACGAUCGCGGUUGCCUGGUGUACUUCCCACCGACGUCGCUCGUAACUGCCGAUGCUGUCUUAUCAGCGGCCGAUAAGGACGUGACCAUGACGCCUAUAUUAGAGAGCCCACCAGUCACGGAAGCUGUCAGUCGUUGCUUCGGCAACGGCCUGCUGGCCGAUGCAACGAUCGCGGAUACGGGUCCCGGCUCGACCGAAGUGUCCGAGGAGUCGCAGGAUUCGGCCGUGGUCGAGUGUCACUAUUCGCACAAAGUGUUUGACCUCAAGAAGGCUCGCAAGGCCCGCACGGUUUCCUGUGCGAGUACGGGCAGUUGUAUGGAAUCCGCGGGCCCGCCGGAGGACCAGGAGCUGGCACCAUGUCCAACCCCGGACGGUGGUAGUGAUUCGGGACUGGGUGGUGGCGAUCAGUUGGGCCCGAAGAGCAGUGGCGACGAAACGGUGAGCGGAUCGUCCGACGAUGUGCACACGUGCCCGGAGUGCAACAAGCGGUACUCGACUUCGUCCAACUUGGCCCGACAUCGACAGACGCAUCGCUCGUUGGAGGACAAAAAGGCCCGCCGGUGUCCGUACUGCUCGAAAGUGUACGUGUCGAUGCCGGCCUACUCCAUGCACGUGCGCACCCACAACCAGGGCUGCCAGUGUCCGACUUGUGGAAAAUGCUUCUCCAGACCGUGGCUGCUGCAGGGACACAUCCGCACACACACUGGUGAGAAACCGUUCCGAUGCAACGUCUGCCAGAAAGCGUUUGCCGACAAGUCGAACCUGCGGGCCCACGUGCAGACGCACUCGAACAUGAAGCCGCACGCGUGUGGACGCUGCGGCAAAUCGUUCGCCCUCAAGUCGUACCUCUACAAGCACGAGGACUCGUCCUGUCUGAAGAACGACAAACCACCGAAGCCGGCCAAGCAGCCGAAUCGCGGGGCGCGUCGCUUGAAAACCUCGAAGGAUAGACCGGUGGCGACCGUCACGGGGCCAUCGGAGCCACCGCCAAGUGAAGCAGCCAUUCCAUCCACGGCCAUCGGAGUGUUUCGGAGUUCGGCUGCACCGGCGGCUGAGUCGGACCAGCGCCAUCAACUUGCCACCGCUGCGUCCAGCAUCCCGUUCAAGGAUGUGGUCCGUGCGAAGAUCCGAGAAGUGUUCGGUGACAACUGUAAGCGCGCCGGCCGGUUACUGACGCCAUCGGCUGCCGGGCACUCGACUAGCGCCGCCGCCGCCGUAGCUCCCGUCCCGACCGACAACCGGAUCAGCGUGAUCCGGCUGGCCACUUCGACCGGCACGGCUGUGUACGGAGUCACUGCUGCUGCUGCCGGCUCACCGAUAGCAUCUCAUGCCGCCUCGACCACCAGGACCACCGAGUUUACGCAAACCUACCCGGUGAUUGCGUAG
Molecule: messenger RNA, 1932 nt
Organism: Anopheles cruzii
Lineage: Eukaryota; Metazoa; Arthropoda; Insecta; Diptera; Culicidae
Product: fez family zinc finger protein erm
Exons: 3
Coding region: 1-1932 (643 amino acids)
Biological process (GO): regulation of DNA-templated transcription
Molecular function (GO): DNA-binding transcription factor activity, RNA polymerase II-specific; RNA polymerase II cis-regulatory region sequence-specific DNA binding
Source: RefSeq, a predicted model, not a curated record